UGUAUACGCGUUUAAAAAUGUCGAAUUGGAGAGCGAUAUUUGUUCAAAUAAUGUCGAGGAAAUUGCACUGCAUUUACCAGACGAUCAUUUUAACGGCGGUUUAAAAUUCAUUCAAACGGUCGCGUUGUUAACAAACUUCUGUGGUUGCCAACUGCCGAGAAUCGAAAUGAAUGGAAAUAGUUUAAGAACGCGCCGAUAGGAACCGAAUACAUAAGAAAAAAAAAAGACUAAAGACGUUUUGUUUUGCAAUAAAAGCACUGAAUAUCUAUAAAAAUGAAGAUUAAAAAGCAGCUUAGACGACAGUAGAGUACACGGGAGUUAACUACACCGCCUGCUUUUUUACAACCAAUAGAUGGCGAGAGUGUCACGCACCCAACGAAUAUUCAUUUACGUCAGUUUUAUUUUUCAACGUUCCACACCUACAUUGUAACUGUGUACAUGCAUCGCGCGCACGUGUUUAUCCUAACCUCAAAAUCGCCCGUCGGAAUUUGGCGUGGUCUGGUAUAAUUAGAUGCGAUAUUUAUGGGAACACAAAGAGGCAGAAGCUAACAAAGACAUUUUGUGUAAAUAUUAAGCUUUGACAAUGGCGAUGCAAGUUCCGACCGACGUGGAUCAGAUUAAAUCUUUUCGAGAUUUCUUAACCUCAUAUAAUAAGCUUUCUGAAAUAUGCUUUAUCGACUGCAUAUCUGACUUCACUACGCGAGAAAUCAGAGCCAAAGAAGAAAAAUGCGCCCUUAAUUGCAUGGAAAAGUACUUGAAAAUGAACCAGAGGAUAUCUCAACGUUUUCAAGAGUUUCAAAUAAUUGCCAAUGAAAAUAUUCCAGCAGCUAAAAGACAGGGUCAGAUAAAUUAAUUUAACUAGAAAAAAUAUUUAAAAAAUGAUCUUGUCAUGAACGUCUAUCUGAAUCUUGU
Messenger RNA from Trachymyrmex cornetzi, 912 nucleotides. It is a transcript of the gene Tim9a, whose product is annotated as translocase of inner membrane 9. The transcript is spliced from 2 exons. The coding region runs from base 584 to 853 and encodes 89 amino acids. The record is from RefSeq and is a predicted model, not a curated record. NCBI's taxonomy places the organism in Eukaryota, Metazoa, Arthropoda, Insecta, Hymenoptera, Formicidae.